Messenger RNA from Limulus polyphemus (Atlantic horseshoe crab), 1547 nucleotides. Its product is annotated as sodium-coupled monocarboxylate transporter 1-like. Bases 138 to 1547 code for a protein of 469 amino acids. Gene Ontology annotation, cellular component: membrane. Gene Ontology annotation, biological process: sodium ion transport; transmembrane transport. The record is from RefSeq and is a predicted model, not a curated record. NCBI's taxonomy places the organism in Eukaryota, Metazoa, Arthropoda, Merostomata, Xiphosura, Limulidae. Gene Ontology annotation, molecular function: symporter activity. The transcript has 13 exons.
UUAAUUUUCUCUUUCAGCUUAUGAGGACUAGAUGCUGUUGUCAGUGCUGCCUCGCAUUAUAAACUGGUAUUCUAUAGUUACCUGGAAUCUAUUAGUAGCUGAGGUUCAGUAUAUUACCUUAGUAUAAAAUAAAUAUCAUGUCUACUCCAGCCUCAGUCAUCUCGUCUGUUGACCUGGCCACCAGGUUCGGUACACCAGACUACAUAGUGUUUGCAGGGAUGUUAACUGUAUCAGCCGCCAUCGGGAUCUACUACGCCUGUAGUGGGAGUAAACAAAGCACCACCAAGGAAUUCUUGAUGGGUGAUCGGUCCAUGAGUGUAUUUCCCGUGUCAAUAUCGGUGUUGGCCAGCUUUAUGUCAGCCAUCACAUUGCUGGGGACCCCUGCAGAAGUCUAUCAGUACGGUACGCAGUUCUGGAUGAUCUGUCUGUGUUUCUUCAUUACAAUGCCGCUGGCGGCUUACUGUUAUCUGCCUGUUUUCUACAAUUUAGGAGUGACAAGUGUCUAUGAGUAUUUAGAGAAACGUUUCUCUCUGACUGUCAGGAUUAUAGGCUCUGUGAUUUUCGUAGUUGAAACGAUGAUGUACUUGGCUCUUGUACUUUACGCUCCAUCUUUAGCCCUCUUUCAAGUUAGUGGUUUAUCUACUUACUCUAUAUCAAGGAAACAAAAAACGAUAUGGAUCAACCUUCUUGGCGGGUUUAUUAUUAUAACAGCUACAUGCUUUGCCGGACUUAUUAUUUACAGUAGAUAUCACGAAUGUGACCCCAUCACCGCUGGACUUGUCAAUGCCCCGGAUCAGUUACUUCCGUUAUUCAUGAUGGAUGUUUUAGGAUAUUUACCAGGCCUACCUGGACUUUUUGUUUCUGGUGUAUUCAGUGCUGCCCUCAGCACUCUUUCCUCCGCAAUCAACUCCCUGGCUGCAGUAACAUUAGAAGACAUCAUAAAGACCUGUAUUAAAAAAGACGUGUCAGAGCUGUGGGCUAUAAGGAUAACUAAAGGCUUAGCUCUUCUGUAUGGUGUAAUUACAAUCUUACUAGUAGCUGUAGUUCAACUGCUAGGAGACAUAUUACAGGCAGCAUGGAGCUUCAACGGAAUACUUGGAGGUCCUCUUCUUGGCUUGUUUACUUUAGGAAUGUUUUGUCCAUGGGCCAACUCAAAGGGAGCAGUUUCUGGAUUGUUGUGUGGUUUAGCUUUAUCAUCUUGGAUAGGACUUGGAUCCUUCGUUUAUAAGCCUGACGCUCCAAAGUCUCCAGUUUCUAUUGGUGGUUGCCUUACUAAUGUUACUCUGUCUCCUACCUACGACCCUAGACACAAUGAAAACAUUCUAGUCAUCUAUCGACUGUCGUACGUAUGGUUCACCAUCAUAAGUAUCUUCUUUGUGCUGUUCUCGGGGAUUAUUAUUAGCUUACUAACAGGAAAAAGUGACCCUGGGUGUAUGGAUCCAAAGUUGAUAACUCCAGUGUUUGAUACGUUUUGCCGAUGGCUUCCUCCUUCAGUAUUAAGCAAACUAGGCCUACCUGUUGGGCAUAAGAUGUCUAAUGUUGGAUGA